CAGUAACAGAUAAUAAAAGACGAGUCAUAGUAGAAAUUUCACUUGACACAGAAAAUAAACUUGAGAAUUCAUUUGAUAAUAAUAUAGUAAUUGGAGUUGAUGUUUCAGAUGAUUCUAACAAAAAAACUGUGGAUAAAUUUACAAAAAGUUGUAUACCAAGAUCUUUAUCUUGGUAUUUUUCAAGCAACCAACACUUUGUCAUGAAAUUAAUUAAAAAUUUGGCAGCUAAAGAAUAUACCAUUACUCUAAAAAAAUGUCUACAAGGAUACUUAUAA
This is a messenger RNA of Racocetra persica, 275 nucleotides long. The record is from the annotation of a GenBank genome assembly. Lineage: Eukaryota; Fungi; Glomeromycota; Glomeromycetes; Diversisporales; Gigasporaceae.